AUGGGUGACACCUUUCUCGUGAACGCAGACCGCAAAGAUACAACUCAAGUGGAAAUUAAUGACCUCGAGCUCGAAAGCGAUACACGUUCACUGAGUGGGAAAAGCCCGUCCAACCCCAAUUGGACGACGACGCGACGAGAAUUAUGGUGUUUUUAUCUAUACUACAUUGGCAACAAUGGCCUUUCUGGGUUCAAUUUUGGCCCUUCGCAGUUCCAAAAUUUGCUGUAUUUAGCUGGGUAUGACCCAGAGCAACCUCCAUUCACUGCCACCUGUGGGAGUGGUACAGGUUGCGUGCUUCCUUACUUAGGCCGUGUUCGGGACAUCAACUCGAUUGUACUCCUCACAAAUGGUAUCAGUUUUGCCAUCCAGGCCGUCCUUCUCUUGAUGAUCGGAGCAUGGGCAGACUAUGGACGUUGGAGGCCCAACAUCACUAUUUUCUUCACUCUAGUGGCUGUUGGAGUAUCAUUUGCUUGGCUCGGCGUUGACGAGCCAUCGCAAUGGCGUGCCGGAAUCGCACUUUAUGUACUCGGUCUGAUCACCUACCAGUGCGCUCUCACGUUCUGGACCGCCGCGUUUCCUGGGCUCGCGCGCAAUCUUCCAGAGGUUGAACAGUCAGCUGAGGAAGCGAAACAAGGGAAGAAAACGUCGGUCGUUUUCUUAAUCCUUGUUCUUUUCUCGAACAGCCUCGAUGACCACGCAAAUUUCGAGUCCCUCGCGAGGAACCGGAUCUCGAACAUGUCGUUCGCAAUUUGCUCGGCCGGCGAGAUCGUUGUCCUCGCAAUCAUGGUCGGUAUCAUCAAGGGCCUCAAGGCGGGCGACAGCACCGAAAAUAAUACGAAAUCCUUCAGUGUGCUCAUUGCAUUCUCUGGUGCCGUCUGGCUCCUUUGUGCCAUUCCAUGGUUCAUUUUCGAGAAGCGCCGGCCGGGACUCGCGCUCCCUCCAGGAGCUUCUCUCGUAACGAUCGGUUUCAAGCAGACUUAUGUCGCGUUCCGUGAAUGUCUACGCUUGAAGCAGACUUUCUUAUACCUCAUAUUCUAUUUCUUGAUGGGCGAUGUUUUGAAUACCACGGUGACUGUCAUUGGGACUCUACAGAACAGCGUUGUAUCAUAUUCGACACUCCAAUUGACCCUUCUGCUCUUGGUCGGGAUUGUCGCGCAAGGGAUCGGGAUCUAUGCAUUUUGGCUCGUGCAGAAGAAGUACAUGAUAUCCACUAAAACUAUGUUGAUGUUCAACGUCUUUUGGAUUUUGGUGCUGACGAUAUGGGGUCUCAUCGGUGUCCACACCGAUAAAUUCGGGUUCAAGCAUAUCUGGGAAAUCUGGCUGUAUCAGGUCUUUUACGGGCUGAUGGUGUGUCCGUGGUAUGCAUACAGUCAGACGAUGAUCAGCGAAGUCUCGCCCUUACCGCAAAUGUUCCUAUUUUUUGCCCUGUUCUCCGUCAUCGGGAAGACGUCUGCGUUCAUAGGACCUUUUGUUUCCGAAGCCAUCAUCACUGCCUCCGGAAACAACAACAACAUGCCGUUCGCAUUUUUGUUUGCCUUGGGUGCAUUCAGCACAAUAUUUUUGUUCUUGGUCGAUAUGGAGAAGAGUCGCGUCGAGUGCGAGGAAUUCGUGGCGGCCGAGGCAGAACAUCAAGCAUUCACUAAUAUCGUUGCGUGA
Molecule: messenger RNA, 1656 nt
Organism: Heterobasidion irregulare TC 32-1
Lineage: Eukaryota; Fungi; Basidiomycota; Agaricomycetes; Russulales; Bondarzewiaceae
Exons: 18
Coding region: 1-1656 (551 amino acids)
Source: RefSeq, a predicted model, not a curated record